AUGAGGAAAUUACGAGAUUAUCCUCUAUACCGGGAUGUAGACAUACAACUUGAUAUAUUGCGUAACCAUGGCGUCCGACUACCGUACAAACAAGCAUGGAUGGGUGAAGAGGUGGCAAAUGGAAUUCUCCAUGGAAGCGACGUUGCAAGUUAUGAUCUGUCGAUAUGGUAUACAGGUUUUAAGUGUGGUUGUAGACCCAUGCUAUUCCUCGAUGGUACACAUUUGCUAGGUAAAUAUGGUGGCAUCCUACUAGGUGCAACUGCAAAGGAUGGUAAUGAAGGUCUAUUUCAUCUAGUUUUUGCUAUUGUUGAUAAUGAAACUGAUGAUAACUGGACGUGGUUCAUUUCCACUCUGGGUGAUGCAAUAUAUAGUGAAGAUGACUACCACAAAAUCAUUACAUUCAUUUCAAACCGUUCUAAGGGGCUUGUUAAUGCUAUUGCCAAAGUCUUCCCCUCUGCCCCACAUGGAGGACAACGUUGGGGUGAGAUGUAUUCGAAUGUGGCAGAGUCUUUCAAUGCAUGGAUUAAAGAGGCACGACAUCUACCUGCAUGUAACAUGGUCGACGUGAUAAGGUUCAAGAUGAUGAACCUAAUGUACAAGCGGCAUGAGAAUUGCAUGAAAUGGGAAACCCAUCUUUGCCCAGAGAUUCACAAGAAGAUUGAAAAAACUAUUGAAGAAAGCAGAUGCUUAGUCAUAGGCCGAUCUGAUGGUGAUAUUUUUGAAGUCGUGGACAAGCAGGUCAACUAUGUCGAUUUACAUAAUUGA
Messenger RNA from Dioscorea cayenensis subsp. rotundata (Guinea yam), 765 nucleotides. RefSeq lists its product as uncharacterized. Lineage: Eukaryota; Viridiplantae; Streptophyta; Magnoliopsida; Dioscoreales; Dioscoreaceae. The coding region runs from base 1 to 765 and encodes 254 amino acids. The record is from RefSeq and is a predicted model, not a curated record. The transcript is spliced from 4 exons.